CAGACGUUGCGACGUUGCCGCUCUGUACACGGCGCGCCGCGCGACCGCUGCGGGCCCGCGCCGGCCACGCAGCGGCCCUCCUCACUCGGCGCACGCCGCCGCCGCGAACGCGCGUUCCUCGUCCGGCUCGUCGGCACGCAGCUCUCUCCGCGGCACCAUGACAUACUGCCUCGACGUUGAACUGUUUAUCAGUGAAGUGAAGAAGUACCCAGAAAUAUGGGACUUGAACUGUGAAGACCACAGGUACAAAAGCAGGAAACAGCAGGCGUGGGCGGAGGUCGCCAGGGUGUUUAUUAAUGACUUCGAUGAUAUGCCCGAGACUGAAAAAUUGGAUGUCUACAGGAAACUCCAUGGCAAAUGGCGGAACAUACGCGACUCCUACGUGCGACAUAUAAAAAGAAAGUACGGGAAGAGAGGUUACAUGUACGCCAAAAACUUGUCGUUCCUAGAAAACAUUUACAAACAGAACAGCAACUCGGGAAGCGAUAUCGAUGCAGACAACAAUGAUGAUACAUGGGCGAGCGAAGCAGAAGACACCAAGCACAACAAACUGUAUUUAAAGAAGGGGCUUGACAUCAAAAGCGACAACUGGCUUAGCGAAGAAGAGCCAGAGAACGUAAAGAGAAAAAGAAAGAGUUCAAAAAGAAAAGAAUUAGAAUACGUGGAGAGUCCAUUUCCGGAGGCAGCGUGCAGCUACAGCGUCGCAGAAGAUGAUGACAGGUCCUUCUUCGAAUCCUUACUGCCCGCUGUGAGAUCAUUCGACUUGGACCAGAAACUAGAGUUCCGUAGCAACGUCAUAGCGAUAGUUAAGAGCAUUAGAAGUAACAAUGGCAAGUUUAAAAUAGACCCAGGUUCUGUCGACGAUGAAUAAGACACUGUCAAUCUGCAGUGUUUACUGCGCGUACGGCGCAUUUGUAAACAAUGCGGAUUGUUAUUUUUUUUUAUCAUUCCAUUAUUGUGAUAAGAUAAUAAAUAAGUGACGUUUAUGACUGAUUUAAUGUUUUGAUUGUAUCCCACUUUUAAAUUAAAUAAGGUACCUUUUAUGUACCGAUUUUCAUA
Molecule: messenger RNA, 1059 nt
Organism: Manduca sexta (tobacco hornworm)
Lineage: Eukaryota; Metazoa; Arthropoda; Insecta; Lepidoptera; Sphingidae
Exons: 2
Coding region: 158-871 (237 amino acids)
Biological process (GO): regulation of transcription by RNA polymerase II
Cellular component (GO): nucleus; transcription regulator complex
Molecular function (GO): DNA binding
Source: RefSeq, a predicted model, not a curated record